AUGGAAAUGACCGCCAUGUUUUUGGACUUUUGGGAAAUUGGGGAUGUGGAUAUUCUCACUCCAACCGGCACGUACUCUUGCCGUUGUACUGAACUAACCACUUCCAUAUUCACAGUGGAAUGUGGUCUCUUGUAUUUUUACCUUGGUGAUAACUUGACAGCGGAAGAACUUCUAUGGGAGACGCCCAGCGCCAACAAGGAACUUGUGACCUUUGAAGCGAAGCAAGAAGGAAACGAAACUGUCUUUGUACCUACCAGUGGCGUUUGGCUGCAAGGAGUAGAUGGAGACGACAGUUCUCGCAUGUUAGAGACCUUUGAAUUCUCGAAUUCGUCGCUCGAAAUUGCCAGUUGUGGUGCAUUUGAUGCACUUUGUGGAUUCACUAUCUUUGAAUGUGAAAUCUGUCCCGGAGGACAAACGAUUUCCUGGUCUGGCUGCUACGAUUCUGUGACUUGCGAAGAUGAGAGUCAUGGACUCUUAAUCUUUGCGAUACUACUCGACGAUGGGAUUACCAUAGUCCCCUACCAAGAGCCGGAGGAAGCGGAGGAUGAAACCUGUCAGACCAUCGAGGACUUUUGUGCUGACCUGGCAUCUAUCGAAGAAGCCAUCACCGACUCCUUGAGCAAUUUCGUUGUUGAGGACGGUGGUCAAGUAGUGGAACCGUUCAACUGCAGCUGCACUGAAAUCAAUCCAGAUAAUGUGACUUUGGACUGUGAUGCACAGUAUGCCUAUGAUGAGGUCGUUGUCAGCACGGAGCACAUGAUCUGGAAGAGGCAAGAAGGCACGGACUACUACCUUCCAGAACAAGUUGGUAUUGAGGAUCAACUCCUUGAGGAUGCUGGUACCGGCGCAAACUAUAAUGAGACAUAUGUAGUGGCUCCUGGCCAAAAUGACGUGGCUUCCUGCAACAUUGGUGGAUGUGCAGCUCUUUAUUGUCUGCUCUGCCCUGGAGAGACCAGUGUCCUCACAAGUUGCCCGGAUAGUCCCCAAUCGUGCGAAUCAGCAAAUUCCGUUGCCUUCCUGUUUCAGUUCCGUGAUAUAAAGUUGGCAGUGGAAGGAUGUGAGGCCAAUGCUACUGCAUUGACGGCAGCCGUGAAUAAGGCUGGCUAG
Messenger RNA from Seminavis robusta, 1107 nucleotides. The record is from the annotation of a GenBank genome assembly. Lineage: Eukaryota; Bacillariophyta; Bacillariophyceae; Naviculales; Naviculaceae.